Molecule: messenger RNA, 2013 nt
Organism: Macrosiphum euphorbiae (potato aphid)
Lineage: Eukaryota; Metazoa; Arthropoda; Insecta; Hemiptera; Aphididae
Source: the annotation of a GenBank genome assembly
AUGGCAAAAAAAAAAUCAAAUCUUGGUAGAUAUACUAUUAGUAAUAAAGCAACUCGGAGGAAACGUUUAGCCAAAAAAGCUGCUACCCAAAUGUCACCGGGAUGUGAUCGUAAAAAAAAAAUCGUGACUAUGAUGACCAACCAUGAUGAAGGGUAUAAAAAUAUGCUGGCUAGUUUCCGAACUAACGACUUGCAAACAUUAUUGGGAGCUUUUGGUCGAAAUAAAGCAGGACGAAAAUCUGAAUUAAAAGAUCGGGCACUUGAAUUAUUAAGAAAUAGACCAACUGGCUUUAACCACGCGGCAUAUGUAGCAAAAAUAUAUGAAAUAUAUCGUUCCAUGCAAACAGAUUUGCCUAAUAAUAAUGAUAUUAUGAUGCGCAGCAUAUUACAAACCCAACAGAGACAAAUGAUGACCAUGGGGCAGAUACAGGGUCCACAACAAAGAAUGUACCAACAACCACCACAAUAUUCUCAACAGCCAAUGCAUAUGACCCGAGCUGGAUUACCACAGGUUAUGCCCCAAAUUCAAAGAGGCAUUUAUAGUAAUUCCAUUGGAGCAAAUACUAUGGCUAACAAUAACAUUCAAUAUAUAUCGGGCAGUUAUCAGCCUUCUGGACCUCGUUCUAUUACGUCAUCUCAUUUGUCCUCAAGUCAACAAAUGAAUGUGGUGCCAGAUCCAUUGGGAUAUGAUAUGAAAGGAAUGCCAGUUGGAAAUAAUUCUUAUACUCCAUCUCCCGAAACUGUAGCCCGAAUCAAGUUCAAAAAGUUACCAUUUUAUGAGGUAAUUGACGAAAUUCAUAAGCCAACUUUUCUAGCUGGCACAGAAAGAUGUACAUUACAAAACAUUCCUAGAGGUAUGAAAGAAACACUAUUCAAAAUUGUUGUGUCAAUGGAGAAUGUCAAUUUGGUUGCCAUAAAUCGUGAUGUUUCCACAGGAAAAAAUGAUUAUAUUUAUCAGUUCCAGAUUCGAAUUAGUCAGUUAGUGGAACCUAUGACUAAUGAGGUAACAGAUUUUAUGCCUCUUGGACUGCACAUUCGGAUUGGUACUAAAGCAUGUCCAUUACCACCUACUGCUCCUAAUACUCGGCCAGGAGCUGAAUCCAGACGAUCUCCAAGACCUAUAAAUUGCACUCAACUUGUCAAACUUUCUCCAAUCACUCCCAACUUGAUCUAUAUAAAUUGGACUCCUGAUGGUAAGAAUUACGUUUUUGCUAUGUAUCUUGUAAAAAGAUUAACUUCAGAAACGUUGUUACAAAGACUUCAAGAUAAAGGAGGUAGGAGUUCAGAAGAGACAAAAAAUUAUAUAAUUAAAAAGUUAGCAGAUGUGGAUCCAGAUUUGGCCACUACAUCUUAUCGAUUUUCCUUGGUGUGUCCAUUGGGUAAAAUGAGAAUGAAGAUACCUGCAAAAUCUAUCCAUUGUGAUCAUUUACAAUGUUUUGAUGCUAGUACAUUUAUUUUAAUGAAUGAGAAAAAGCCAACAUGGAUGUGCCCAACUUGUAAUAAACCUUGUUUGUACGAUGACAUACAAAUAGAAAAUUAUUUUUUGGAAGUUGUUUCAAGUCCAACACUCAAAGACUGCAGUAAGGAAAUUGAAAUAUUAGCUGAUGGCACAUGGAUAGUUUAUGAAGAUAAUAAAGAGACAAAAACCACAAAUAGUACUCCUGAUGCAAAAUUAAAACCUAUUGAUUCUGUGGAUUUAGAUAGCGAUGAAGAAAAAUCUGUUGAUAUGAAAGAACUUAACCCUGAAACUGUCAAACGCCAAGAAAAUGAAAACUUGAACUUUGUCGAUUUGACAUUAAGUGACAAUGAAGAAGAACCACCAAAAGAAAAAGAUAAACAAGAAAAUGAGGCACAGGCCGCUGAUGCUAUACAACCAGUUGCUGUAGUUGAUUUAAAACCACAAGCUCAAGUACAACCGCAACAAGCUGUUACCAGUUCUGAGCAAGGAGUAGUAAUUGAAAUAGACAGUCCAUCCCCUCCUUCAAGUCCUAUCCCUACAACUGAAGCCUCCUAA